AUGGAACAAAAUGCAAGAAGCUUGAAGGCAAUGAAGAUGGGUGAAAAGCAAUAUUACACCCUUGUGCUUAUAAAAAAACUCUUCAAACAUCUUCUGCUGUCCAUGACCAUUGGUAUCUUGUAUGAUAUUGCAUGUCAGCUUGAUCAUCAGUGGCCUUGUCAACUGGUUUAUCACCCUCACAAAUGCGAAGGGUUCAGACUCUCUGAUGGAGAGGGCUGCAAGCGCUUGUGGAGUGCUCUCAAGCUCUUGAUUCCCCCCUUGCAUGUGUCUGGGUACCACCAAUGUCUUUUCAUCCUCAAUGUGCAAGUUUGGCACCUCAAUAAAAAAAAUCUCAAUACCUUUGGCAAGUGGCUGAGUCACAGAUGGACUUGUUGCCAGACAAAGAAGAGCGAUGCAGGAAGAUGCACUACAACAACUAUCUGUGGAUGA
Suillus subaureus is the source of this 429-nucleotide messenger RNA. RefSeq lists its product as uncharacterized. The coding region runs from base 1 to 429 and encodes 142 amino acids. The transcript is spliced from 4 exons. The record is from RefSeq and is a predicted model, not a curated record. NCBI's taxonomy places the organism in Eukaryota, Fungi, Basidiomycota, Agaricomycetes, Boletales, Suillaceae.